GGCCUGUGCGCGCACUCAUCAGGUCUGGCCGGGCAGCAUUAUAUUUUGUUCUAACAAAGUAGGCUCACCCCGCAGAGGCCGAAUGACACAAAUAGACUAAAUAGACUCGCACUAAAUGCAUUCUACUUAAUUACUAGAAACAUCUUAUUAAUUUACAGAAAUGGGUCCUGGUUAAAAAAAAUAUAUAUUUUAGAAAAUCCGCGGACUACGACGGUUUCGAGUUCGGGUUGGAGCGCAGCGGCCCGCGGCCGCGAAGGAGCAUAGCUGCAGCUGGACGAAGCAAAAGGAGUCGCCCGCUAUUGUGUGUUCUGCGGAAUUAUCACCACUUUAAAACUCAGUGUCUGCUAAACUUCCUGAUUCUGUUCUGGGAGAGUUCAUACCAAUAUCAUCGCCAAGAUAGCCGGGCCAGGCAGGAAGAGGCACACCUCAGAUUCAGACCCCAGCAGUGGUAGUGAUUCCAGCGACGGGCGGCCGGUUAGUGCCAAGUGCCUGAAGAUGGCCAGCAGUGGAAGUAGUGAGAUAGUAGGCCGUCGCAGUGGGGCUCAGCAGAGAGGAGGCAAUGGAAGGGAGAACAACUCAGAACCCUCCUUCAGUACUAGUAAAAAGAAGCAAAAGGACAAGGCCAACCAGGAGAGCAGAGAGGCCAAGAGAGCAGCUGCAACAGUGGAUGGGGUUCUCGCAGAGGUCAAGAAAGAUGUAUUUGUGGAUUGGAAGCAGAAUGUUAAUGAAGUGACUGUUAGACUACGCUGCGGGGAGGGUGUGCGGAGGAUAGAAGACAUCAACACCACUUUCACAGACACAAACUGCAACGUGUCCUUCCCAGAUGGGCAACAGUGGAGCUGCCAGUUGCAGGAGGAAAUUGAGGCAUCAUGUAGCAAAGUCCAGUACAAAGAAAAGGGUGGUUUCCUGCACCUCAUCAUGCACAAGAAGAUUCCCUUUCACAUUUGGCCUUCUCUUAAGUCAAACAAAAAGGAGAAGGAGGCAGCACCUGCGGAGACCAACUACGACACGAAAGCAGUUACCUUGGAGUCAUCAGAGAAACCCAAACAGCAGCCACAACUCCAGCCCCAGUCUCCAUCCUCACCUGCACACAGCGAGCCGAGACGCAGCAGUGGCAAAGCCGAGCGGGGUGUGAAGCGCUGUUUGAAAAACAAACCCUGCGACAAGGCCACAACAGACUUUGUAGGGGUGAAAAACGUAGCUGGGGAUGACUUAAACACCACCAGCAAAUCUGUCACUGUCAUGAAAGGUGAGCAGCAGCAGCCUCAGGAACCCAGCGCCAAGAAAACCACUCCAACAAAAGAUGCAGAAGGGGACCCAACUUCUGUCAAGUCUACAGCAGGGAAUGGUAAACCACAUGCACAUUCACCUGCUGGUUGGAGCCCUCAGACACAACGCAAGCAUGCAGAAAACAGUGUGGAGAGACUGGACAGUGGUCAGGGACUGGAACUGGGUGUGGCUGCUGCCAGCAGAGCUCAGCAGGUAGAAAGGAGAAACCAAUCCUCAGACAUGUCUGAAGCAGCAGCUCCUUCCGGUGAUGGCCAGCCUGUAGCCCCCGUCGGCACCACUCAUCGCUUCAACAACAAAGUGGAUUCUACGUCUUCUCAAAGGCAGACAGACACACUAAACGCUGAGAUGGAGAGAAAACCUGUUGAGCACAAAUUGGGACAGGAUACUCUAAUCUGCCACCAGCUUGGAUCAGCAGAGACCCUACCAGUGCCAGGUGCCAAUGUGGCUGCCAGGCAAAGCCAGUCACCAAGUCUAAAUCAGAACCAGAGCAGCUGUGAUGGAGAGGAGAAGCGAGACCAAUCAAAAGAGGAGCCGUCUCUGGAAAGGAAGCAACAAGAAGCCCCAGAGCCGAUGGUCAACCUGCAGUUUGUAAAGAAUGACUCGUACGAGAAGGGCACAGAUCUGAUGGUGGUUAACGUUUAUAUGAAGGGAAUCUGCAGGGACACGGCUAGGGUCAUCUUCAGGGAGCAGGACUUCACCCUCAUCUUCCAGACAAGCGAUCCAAACUUUCUUCGACUUCAUUCAGACUGUGGACCAAACACGGUUUUUAAGUGGCAAGUUAAACUCAGGAACCUGAUCCAACCUGAGCAGUGCAGCUACUCCUUCACCCCGUCCCGCCUGGACAUCACCCUGAAGAAGAGACUUAGCCAGCGCUGGGGGGGUCUGGAGGCCCCAGCCACACAAGGUGCAGUGGGUGGUGCUAAGGUUGCUGUGCCCUCCAGCCCUGCCUGCAUGGAAACGAGCCAGCCAGGCAGCAGCCAACACAGCCUCCCAGCAAAGGAGGAGCCUCCGCGGGUCGGGGAGGACACACCGAAAGCCCCCAAGGCCUCACCCAGAGGAGUGGAGGAUGGCGGUCUGGAUACCGUUGCUCCCCGCACCGUCUCUGAGCACGUAGCCAUCACCAAGCCAGAGCCCACUGUUACCAUGCCUAAGCCUACAUGCAUGGUGCAGCCUAUGACCCAUGCACCUCCUGCCACCAACGAGCGGCAUGAGGAAGAGGAAGAGAAGAAGGUGUGCCUGCCUGGUUUUACAGGAUUGGUCAACCUUGGCAACACAUGCUUCAUGAACAGCGUCAUUCAGUCCCUGUCCAACACCAGAGAGCUCAGGGAUUACUUUCAUGAUCGAGCAUUUGAGGCAGAAAUCAACUGCAGCAACCCGCUGGGAACAGGAGGCAGGCUGGCCAUUGGCUUUGCUGUGCUGCUCAGAGCCCUUUGGAAAGGGACACACCAUGCCUUCCAACCCUCAAAACUCAAGGCCAUUGUGGCCAGUAAAGCCAGCCAGUUUACAGGUUACGCUCAGCAUGAUGCACAGGAGUUCAUGGCGUUUCUCUUGGAUGGACUCCACGAAGACUUGAACCGCAUCCAGAAUAAACCUUACACCGAGACUGUUGACUCUGAUGGACGGUCCGAUGAGGUGGUGGCAGAGGAGGCCUGGCAGAGACACAAGAUGAGAAAUGACUCCUUUAUUGUGGAUCUCUUUCAAGGCCAAUUUAAAUCUAAGCUUGUGUGUCCUACAUGCUCCAAGGUGUCCAUCACCUUUGACCCCUUCCUCUACCUGCCUGUCCCGUUGCCGCAGAAACAAAAGGUGCUAUCUGUUUUCUACUUCGCUAAGGAACCUCAUAAAAAGCCCAUCAAGUUUUUGGUGAGUGUUAGCAAAGAAAACUCCAACACAGCUGAGGUCCUUGAAUCCAUCUCCAGGAGCGUAAGGGUCAAACCUGAGAACCUCAGACUGGCUGAGGUGGGAAAGAACCGAUUUCAGCGUGUAUUCCUGCCGUCUCAUUCCCUGGACACAGUGUCCCCCUCAGACAUGUUGUUCUGCUUUGAGGUGCUUUCUAAAGAUCUGGCCAAAGAGAGAGUGGUUUUGCUCCGAGUGCAGCAGAAACUCCAGGUGCCGAAUAUUCCCAUCUCAAAGUGUGCUGCCUGCUUAAAGCCACCGGUGUCUGAGGAAGACAAGCUGAAGCGAUGUACUCGCUGCUACCGAGUUGGCUACUGCAAUCAAGUGUGUCAGAGGACACACUGGCCCAAUCACAAAAGUCUUUGUCGACCAAACUCGGAGAAUGUUGGUCUGCCUUUCCUGGUCAGCGUGCCAGAGUCUCGUCUCUCCUACACCCGCCUUGCCCAGCUUCUGGAGGGUUACUCCAGAUUUUCAGUCAAUGUAUUUCAGCCUCCUUUCCAGUCAGGCAGGACAUCACCUGAACCAUCCCAGUCUCGGGGGGACCUUCCUCCAAUGCCAGCAGGCUCUCCUGAGGGUUUGGGGUCUGGGGAUGAAGCUGUGGGUGGCAGCAGUACUGUAGGAGCUGGUGAUCUAGAGCUGGAAAGCCCCUCCCAGCUGCCCGAGUCCCAGGUAGACUAUGCUCAGGCCUCAGGUAUUCACUCUGAGGCAUCAGACGCCCGCUCUUCCUCCCAGACUUCACUCUCAAGUACACGGACUAAAGAUUCCGGGUUCUCCGAGUCCAUCUCCUCCACUUCCUGCUGCUCUCUGGACCCUCAUGCUGAAAAAGAGACGUCCUGUGAGAAGGCAGUGCGGCCAGAAGCUGCAGUCACAGGGUAUCAGCAACCAAGUGAAUCAGCAUCCGGUCACGCCAGUCAGUUCUACAUAGCUCUGCUGGACUCUAACAACAAAGAGCAAAGGCUAGACGAGAAAGAGGACGCAGUAGCAGACCUUCCUGAGGAUGCAACCUUGGAGCUGGUGUGGAAAAACAAUGAGCGUCUGAAAGAGUAUGUGUUGGUGAGUUCAAAGGAGUUGGAAUAUGAGGAAGACCCAGGCUCUCUCAGUGAGACAGCCAGAGCAGGACACUUCACCCUGGAGCAGUGCCUGAAUCUCUUCACGAAGCCAGAGGUCCUGGCACCAGAGGAAGCCUGGUACUGUCCAAAGUGCCAGCAGCACCGUGAGGCCUCGAAGCAGCUGUUGCUGUGGCGUUUGCCCAACGUUUUGAUCAUCCAACUCAAACGCUUCUCCUUUAGGAGCUUCAUCUGGAGGGACAAAAUCAACGACAUGGUUGACUUCCCUGUCAGGAAUCUGGAUCUGAGCAAGUUCUGUAUUGGCCAGAAGGACGAGAUGCAGCACCCUCCCAUCUACGACCUGUAUGCAGUCAUCAAUCACUAUGGAGGAAUGAUAGGAGGCCAUUACACAGCUUACGCUCGCCUGCCAAGUGAUAAGAACAGCCAGCGCAGUGAUGUUGGCUGGCGUCUGUUCGAUGACAGCACCGUGACCAUGGUGGAGGAGAGUCAAGUGGUGACGCGCUACGCUUACGUCCUCUUCUACCGCCGAAGAAAUUCCCCAGUGGAGAGGCCACCACGCUUCCUCAGACCUGUCGGGGCAGAGUCACCCACCACUGCUGGAGCUACAGCCAGCCAGGCCUCUCUGAUAUGGCGGGAAUUGGAGGAAGAAGAGGAGGGGCUCGACGAAGGACCUCGCGGGCUGCUCCGCUCUGCGCUGCAGAGGCGACACACGCACAGGAACACGGGCGAUGAAGACCAAACAGACGGGGCGGUGCGGCGGCACCGCAGGCAGCGGAUGUCGGACUAUCCCGAUGACAACCGUGUGCGAUACUUUGUUCUGGGCACGCUGACUGCAGCGCUGGCUCUCUUAGUUAACCUGGUCUACCCUCUUCUGUACAAAGUCAAGUGGAUCUGAGCAGAAACCAGUUUCUGGACUUACUGGGUCAGAGUUUCUCAGUUAAGAAGAGGUCGACUAUAAACUUGGGGAGAUGUUAUAAAAACUAAGCUGGUUCUUGCUUCUAGAUGGCACUACAGCACUAAACUUUACACAGCCAAGCCUUUAAUAAGCUUUAGGCACUUCCUCAUGCACGACUAGAAGGUUAAAUCUGUCCUUGUCAUUAUGAUGUGCAGCUUCCUGUUAGUAACUGCUUUAACAACCUUCAUGUAUGUUUCAUUUUUAGAUCUCUGUAGUUGAGCCUGAAACUUUAAUUCUUGACUUGAAAACAAUGCUUUUACUAAAAGAAAAGUCUGCAAUGAAGAAAGAGUAAGAUGUGCUCAAAACUUUACAAAAAGGCCUUUUUUUCUGUUAUGCAAUGAAUUUUUAUCCAUUCAGGCUACAAUGAUCAUAAGCCGAGACUUGUGGGGUAAAAGGUUCUUGUAGAACAGAAAGAAAACCUCCACAUGAAUCUCUUUUCAGUGCACUACUUUUACAGUAACGCUUGAGUUGUCAGAAGAGAGAUGAACAUUUGAGAAAAUGGUCGCAUAACGGAAGGACCCAGUUUUUGUUGGACUUUCAUGUCGUUGGAUAGGACACCUUCAUUGUAGCCUUUUCUCUUCAGCCAACAUCCUCUUGUAAUAGAUGUUAUUCUGUAGUUCAUUGCUUUUUUUUCCUUUACUGAAACGUUUUAAAAUGUAUUUUAGCCAUUUUUUUUCUACAUCUAAGCCAUAUACAAAUGAGAGAGUCCAGGUCCUCCGGAUGAUGUGGUAGAUCAAAUCCUUGUUUUUAAACCAACAGAAGUAAGAAGAGUUAUUUACUGUUAUGUUCACAGCCAUGAAAUUAAGAAGACGUGUCCACUUUUUAAUGUUUUCAGUGUGUAAAGUUUUUUUGAGAGGAAAACUGGAUGUUUUGUCUCUGCUCAAACUCUAAAAUGUAUGAUUAAGUUUGAAUAUUUUACUAGUUAUCUCUGUAACUUGAAAUAUUUUUAAAUUCUUGAAAUUUACCUUUAAGAUAAAUUAACUGUAUAUAGCUUAAUUAUUAUGAUGCAAAUAUUAAUAUAAAACCCUACAUAGGUUCUUAUUUAUCCCAUUUGUCAGCUAAAUCUGAAUGACAAGGUUCUUUUAUCGCUAAAUUGUUUUGUCUUUUGUUUUUUUUUCCACUCUUUGUGCUGUAGUUGUGUGUGUUGGUCUCAGGGAAAUAUUAGUGCUUUUCUGGUACCAAGCAGACAGUAACCUGUGUUUGCCUUAAAAAGCUCUUUGUGACCAAGAGCACAUCAGACUGAAUACUUGUGUCCGAUACAUAUGCAAUGCUGACCAGCACACUGAUGUGACAGUGAACACGAACCCAGUGGUUAACCUCCUGUUAAGCUGUUUUAGGAAACAGUCUGUGCUGUUUUUGGAAUUGAAAUUCUGCUGGGUUUUUGUUAAAGCUCAAAGGAAGAAAUUAUGUGUAUCUACUCUGCUAUAUUAUGUCAAUUGCAAAGAAUAAUCAUGAGUUAAAUUUUAAGGUCUAUCUGCAUUUAUUGAGCUACUAAAAGUACUGUAUUUAAAAUAUGGUCAGUUAGUUACCUUAAAAUACUGUAUUACCUCCAUCUAAAUGCUGCUUUCUAAUAUAUAAAGAACUGAAAUAAAAUGAUCUACUAAUUGUCUUGAUCUAGUAUGUUGUUUAUUCAUGUUUGGUACCAUUUGUGUCCAAAGCUGAACUCU
Molecule: messenger RNA, 6872 nt
Organism: Melanotaenia boesemani (Boeseman's rainbowfish)
Lineage: Eukaryota; Metazoa; Chordata; Actinopteri; Atheriniformes; Melanotaeniidae
Gene: usp19
Product: ubiquitin specific peptidase 19
Exons: 26
Coding region: 496-5145 (1549 amino acids)
Biological process (GO): protein deubiquitination
Molecular function (GO): cysteine-type deubiquitinase activity
Source: RefSeq, a predicted model, not a curated record